Messenger RNA from Limanda limanda (common dab), 1691 nucleotides. It is a transcript of the gene b3gnt7, whose product is annotated as UDP-GlcNAc:betaGal beta-1,3-N-acetylglucosaminyltransferase 7. The record is from RefSeq and is a predicted model, not a curated record. NCBI's taxonomy places the organism in Eukaryota, Metazoa, Chordata, Actinopteri, Pleuronectiformes, Pleuronectidae. Gene Ontology annotation, molecular function: hexosyltransferase activity. Bases 195 to 1433 code for a protein of 412 amino acids. Gene Ontology annotation, cellular component: membrane. The transcript is spliced from 2 exons.
CCGUCAACACCUCGUUUCGAUGGAAAGGAUUAUCUUUAUCUUUUUGUCCAGAAGCAGAAGAAACAAAAAGUGAAAGCUCUUUUUUCCACUUUGUCACUUUUAUCUCGAUCCUCUUCAGAAGGCUGCGAUAUUUAUUGAUUGAUUGAUUUGCUGGUUUGUCGCCUGAGAGCGGGAUCGUCGGAGGAAAAGAGAAAAUGUUCAAUAACAGGGAUCGCUGGAGGGUCUACAAGAGGGUGAGCCUGGUGUUCUUCCUGGCUGCGGUGGCGCUGACCGUUGUCCAGCGGGGGAGCAUCAACAUCGGGGCGCCCUUCGAACUCCAGAGGCGGGCUCGCAUGGGGGGAGUGGAGCCUGAAGCUGCAGCGGAGGAGAAGAUGGACUCGUCCCUGGGGAGGAAAAACUUCUGGAAAGCUGUUAAACCCCCCCCACAGCCCAAAACCCUCAGGACCACACUGAACAAACCAGCAAUCACUGGCAACUGGGAUAUAACCAGUUCCAACUGCAGCGCCAACCACAACCUCUCCGGCCAAGACUGGUUCAGGAGCCUGGAGGACAAUUUCAAGCAGUUCAUGCUUUAUCGCCACUGCCGUUACUUUCCGAUGGUCCACAACCACCCAGAGAUGUGUGGAGGGGAGAUCUAUUUGCUCAUGGUAAUUAAAUCAGUGGCCACCCAGCAUGACCGCAGGGAGGUCAUCCGAAAAACCUGGGGCAAGCAGCAGGUGGUGGAUGGCAAGAGGAUAAAGACCCUCUUCCUUCUCGGUAAACCCUCCAACGAGGCGGAGCGGGCGAACCACCAGAAGCUUGUGGAGUAUGAGAACAAAAUCUAUGGGGAUAUCCUCCAGUGGGAUUUCCUGGACAGCUUCUUCAACCUCACACUGAAAGAGACUCACUUCCUCAAGUGGUUCCACACGUACUGUCCCGGCGUGCGCUACGUCUUCAAAGGGGACGACGACGUGUUCGUCAGCCUGGACAACAUCAUCGAGUACCUGGAGGGCAGCGAGCAUGACAGGGACCUGUUUGUGGGGCACGUGAUUGUAAAUGCGAGGCCCAUACGUAAUAAAGAUAGUAAAUACUACAUACCCCAGGCCAUGUAUAAUAAGACACUAUACCCUCCGUAUGCAGGUGGAGGAGGUUUUCUGAUGGACGGGAGCCUGGCGAGGAGGCUUUACCCGGUCGCGGAGACCCUGGAGCUAUACCCCAUCGACGAUGUCUUCUUGGGCAUGUGUCUGGAGGUGCUUCGGGUCACUCCCAUCAAACACACGGCCUUUAAGACAUUCGGGUUGGUGAGAAAUAAGAGCAGCAAGAUGAACCGAGAACCCUGUUUCUUUAAGAGCAUGAUCGUGGUGCACAAACUGCUCCCAUCAGACCUCAUGCACAUGUGGAAGCUGGUGACCGGUGACCUGGUGUGCUCACAGAAGGUGAAGGUCAUCCUAUAGCUGAACGAGCACACCAGGUAAGGACAGCACAGGCAAUGCUGAGCUACACCUGGGUGGAAACUAAAGGGAAGUGCGGUGGAGUGCUCGAGGGAAACUUCCCGGUAAACUCUCCUUUGUGUGGAGAGGGAGCAGUAAAAUAUUAGAUUUCACUGUUCCUGGACAGUAAUUUCAUUUUUAAAAGCCAAGUAAAUUAUAGAUUUUUUUUAAAAGACUGACCUAGAAUUGUGUAUUUAUAUUGGCUUUUUUUUUUUUUUUAAA